UCCAGGUGCUGCCUCCCAGAAUCCCAGAUGGAUUUCAGUCGCCGAAGUUUUCACAGAAGCCUGAGUUCCUCCUCACCAGGCCCAGCCCUUAGCGUGAGCGGUUCCCUGUAUAGGAAGACGAGCGUGCAGCGCGUGGGGGCCGCACCCAGCGUCUAUGGAGGGGCCGGAGGCCAUGGCACUCGCAUCUCCGUCUCCAAAUCUGUAGCGAGCUAUGGGAGUGAUCUCUCCAGCGGAGGGGACCUGUUUGCUGGCAACGAGAAACUAGCAAUGCAGAACCUCAAUGACCGGUUGGCGAGCUACCUAGAGAAAGUGCGGUCCCUGGAGCAAUCCAACUUCACACUUGAAGCCCAGAUCAAGCGGUGGUAUGAAACCAAUGCCCCUAGCACCAUCAAGGACUAUGGUCCCUACUACACACAAAUCAAAGAGCUGCAGAAUCAGAUUAAAGAUGCUAAAAUACAAAAUGCCCGAUGCGUCCUCCAAAUUGACAAUGCUAAACUGGCUGCAGAGGACUUCAGAUUGAAGUUUGAGACGGAGAGGGGGAUGCGCAUCACCGUAGAAGCUGAUCUCCAAGGCCUGGGCAAGGUUUUUGAUGAUCUGACCCUUCAAAAGACAGACUUGGAACUUCAGAUUGAAGAGCUGAGCAAAGACCUGGCCCUCCUUAAGAAAGAGCAUCAGGAGGAAGUCGACGUCCUUCGCCGGCAGCUGGGUAACAAUGUCAAUGUGGAGGUGGAUGCUGCUCCAGGCCUGAACCUGGGAGAGAUCAUGAAUGAGAUGAGGCAGAAAUAUGAAGUCUUGGCCCAGAAGAACCUUCAAGAGGCCAAGGAACAGUUUGAGAGACAGAGCGAGGCUCUGCAGCAACAAGUCACUGUGAACACCGAGGAGCUGAAAGGAACCGAGGUUCAAGUCACGGAGCUGAGACGCACCUACCAGAACCUGGAGAUAGAGCUCCAGUCCCACCUCAGCAUGAAAGAGUCUCUGGAGCGCACCCUGGAGGACACCAAGGCUCGUUACGCCAGCCAGUUGGCAGCCAUCCAGGGAAUGCUGAGCUCCCUGGAGGCCCAACUGAUGCAGAUCCGGAGUGAUGCCGAACGCCAGAACCAGGAGCACAACAUCCUUCUGGACAUAAAGACCCGGCUUGAGCAGGAGAUCGCCACCUACCGCCGCCUUCUGGAAGGAGAAGAUGUAACAACAACUAAGGAGUACCACCUGAGCACUUUGGAAGCAAAGGAUACUCAGAAAACCAGGAAGAUUAAGACCAUCGUGCAGGAAGUGGUGGACGGCAAGGUCGUGUCCUCUGAAAUCAAGGAGGUGGAGGAAAGUGUAUAACCAGCUGCCAAGGGGAGGCUGCUGCGGCUGAAAAUGAAAGUACCUGGCCAUUAGAGAACACCAUCAGCACUGUGUUGUGAUUCCGGUGGGAUGGGGAGUCUAUUUAUCAGUCUCUGUAAUUAAAUACAAAUGUUCUCGCUCUGAGCUGUAAAGCGCUUAGUCUAUUUAUCAGUCUCUGUAAUUAAAUACAAAUGUUCUCGCUCUGAGCUGUAAAGCGCUUGCAAGAUUGAACCCAGGCAGUACCAGGCACAUUCCUCACUUACACUGAAGCUCUCAUUGGUGGAGGUCUAGCAAAUGGCAAAUAAACCUCUCUCUGUUUGGGUUUUCUUGUUCUUGUUUCUGAAUUGCUAAAACCCCUGUAAGGAGCCCAUGGGUUCCCCAUGGAGGCAACUUCCCAGCUAAUCUCAUUGGAUUUUGUUUCCUUUAAGCAGGUCUUUGCCUUCCCCCAUAGUCUCUGCUGCCUCUCAUCACUCUACUUAGUUCUUUGAAUAAUUUAAAAGAAUUUUCAAUCCCAAAUGCUGAACAGAAUAAGAA
Molecule: messenger RNA, 1860 nt
Organism: Peromyscus californicus insignis
Lineage: Eukaryota; Metazoa; Chordata; Mammalia; Rodentia; Cricetidae
Product: keratin, type I cytoskeletal 20
Exons: 8
Coding region: 28-1326 (432 amino acids)
Molecular function (GO): structural molecule activity
Source: RefSeq, a predicted model, not a curated record